Molecule: messenger RNA, 669 nt
Organism: Purpureocillium takamizusanense
Lineage: Eukaryota; Fungi; Ascomycota; Sordariomycetes; Hypocreales; Ophiocordycipitaceae
Exons: 1
Coding region: 181-627 (148 amino acids)
Source: RefSeq, a predicted model, not a curated record
GCGAGACUGAUUGACUUGAACCAGUUGUCGCCACCUCCCAUAGACAAGCUCUGCCUGUCAUCAUGACUUCUUCUCCAUGUCAGCGAGACAUUCUUCCCACUCUUGGCAGACACCUAUUCGUGCUGGUGCUUUCGUAUACCCUCAACGCCCUGCAGCAGGCACCAUUAACAAGAAACAACCAUGCAAUCUGCACUACGAACCACCCUGUGCACGAGAGCGGUCGCGCGAACGCCGAGCUUCCGUUCUCCCUACCACAGCACCGCGUGUAGGCUCCUAGCCUACAAAGACGUCCAGGACCGCCACACACUCUCGCCACGCAGCGACGAGCACACAAAAUCUGCCACAGACGACGAUGUCGCGGCGCUCCUGGACACGGCCUUUGGCUCCAACCAGCCCCGGCCCGACAAGAUCAUCGUCUCGGCCGAGAUCGAGUCCAAGGGCAAGCCCAAUCCACUGGAGGCAAGCGGCGCGAACCCAGAGAUCAGUAAGCCGAGAGGCGACGAGCGUGCCGAGCAAUACAAGGUUGUGGUCGAGAAAGCCGAAAAGAGCCACGUAGGAGGCACGCCGGGCAAGGGAGAGGUCUUGCGCGAGUAUCAAAAGACAAGGAAGAUUACCAAGCUGUCGUGAUACUCGUUGUAGUGGUACAUCUAGGCUCAAAUCAAGGUUCAU